AUGGACAUCGUUUAUCACAAUGGCACCAAUGGCUCGGAUCCCUGGGUUGAGUUUUACCCAUAUACACCUUCUGCAACAGCCGGGUAUGCCUUCAUGGCAAUCUUUGGAAUCGCGACAGUCGUUCAUCUCGUUUUGAUGUGUCCGUUCCGUGCUGCAUACUUCAUACCUCUAGUAUUAGGAGGCAUCUGUGAAACAUUCGGUUACUACGGCAGAGCAUGGUCCCAUCAAUCCCGAACGGAGAUUAAAUCUUGGGCCCUACAGGAAAUGCUCAUUCUAUGUGCACCACCUCUCGUCGCGGCAACAGUAUACAUGGUCCUCGGCCGCAUGAUCCGCGCCUUCGAUGCCGAACACCUCUCCAGCAUGCGCCCCAAAUGGCUUACAUUCGUAUUCGUCAUGAACGACGUCCUAUGUUUCUGCACACAACUCGGCGGUGCAGGAGUCCAAGUUACCGGAGACGCUAAUAUCAUGGAUAUCGGCAAGAAAGUUGUCCUGGCCGGAUUGAUCUUCUCGUUGUUCGUCUUCGCGUUUUUCGUGGCUAUCGCGGUGACUUUUCAUCGUCGACUUCAGAAUAUGCCCACGCCUAUUCUCACAAUGAAUCCGGAUCUUACAUGGAAGCGGUAUAUGUGGACGCUAUAUGUUGCUUGUGCUGCGCUGAUGGUUCGAAAUCUUGUUCGGACGGUUCAAUUCGGCGCCAAUCGGACAGCGGAUAUCAAUACGAAAGAGGCGUAUAUCUACGUCUUUGAUGCUUUCCUUAUGUUCUUGACUAUGCUUGUUUUGGUCAUCUAUCAUCCAGGUCUGCUUAUCAAGAAGACGCGCCGGGCGAAGAAGGUCAUCGACUUCAGUCAGCCUUUAGCGGGGGAUAGAAAUUCCGGGCAGGUUCCUUUGAUGGAAUAUGAGCCACGACCGAUGGCCACGAUGGCUUAG
Messenger RNA from Penicillium subrubescens, 924 nucleotides. Its product is annotated as RTA1 domain-containing protein. The transcript is spliced from 2 exons. Gene Ontology annotation, cellular component: membrane. Lineage: Eukaryota; Fungi; Ascomycota; Eurotiomycetes; Eurotiales; Aspergillaceae. Bases 1 to 924 code for a protein of 307 amino acids. The record is from RefSeq and is a predicted model, not a curated record.